Molecule: messenger RNA, 1626 nt
Organism: Penicillium manginii
Lineage: Eukaryota; Fungi; Ascomycota; Eurotiomycetes; Eurotiales; Aspergillaceae
Exons: 1
Coding region: 1-1626 (541 amino acids)
Source: RefSeq, a predicted model, not a curated record
AUGGUGACCCGUAUCAAGAAGACAUCAAGCACAAUACCUCCUGCGGGGACAACAACAAACUCCAUAUUAUCUGGCCCGUCGAGGGGUACUUCCUUCGACUGCACAGAAGAUGAUUCGGCCACAACCGCCUCAAGCAUCAGCAUAUCAGACGACCAGCCGCAGCACAUCCCAGCGGACAUGGAACGCGUUAUUGAUGAGCUGCUUGUUCUUACUCACCAGCCCGACGAGCAUCCCCUCGAGAAAGCAGCGGUCGACAACUUGCAAAUAGUAUCCAGGUUCCCCGAGCAGCUGCGGGAGCAGCUCGAAGAGGAUCCACACAGACUUGGCCCCUUUAAGGUCUCAAGCCAUGUUCUGGCUGUUGCGUACGCCGGACGCAGUCACCUCAACUGGGCCGCCUUUCUUCACCUCACGCCCAGCGUGAUCGCUGCUGCCCUUGCAUCUGAUGAGGUUCGGGGUGCGUCUGCGCUUAGCCUGGGCGCUGAUCAGUUUGGGCUGGACAGUGGCGGAGACCUCAAAGAGCUCACCGCGGCCAUGUCAAAGUGCACGGGCCUAAGGCAGCUUUGCCUCUUCCAGGGACUUAACAGGCAUAGUGACGAUUCCUCCACCCAUUGUUACUCAGAGCUGCUGCUUCUUUGGCAGCGGAAAGCGGUAGAAGAACAAAGACACUCGGAAUGGCUCCAGCGCAAGACCAUCCAUGCAACAUGCGCCUUCUCAACAUCCCUGCGUAGCCGCGAAUGCCUAACCUUGUCUUCAACCAUCACUCGCAGCCUGGCCUCGGCCCACGCCCCCAUCCUUCCUAUGAUGCACAUGUUCAUGUUUGGGCACCACCAGGAUGGAGACGGCCCAGAUAUAGCUACAGAAAACGUCCAGGCAUACCAAAACUUCUACUCCAUGAAGAAUAGCCUAUUAGACGGUGAGAGCUUCGCCGUCCGCUUCCUAGCCUAUUUGUCGGCCUUGAGCUCGGGUUCGGAAUCCGACAAAGCUAUUCUGCAAUUUGCAUACCACGGGGCCGCAUCACCAUCGUCAGAUCCACUCGGUGUCAUCCCCAUACCAGCGGGAUUUUUCAAUUACCACUUUUCGCCCAACGGCCCAUCAAGACCCAAACCCAGCGACAUACGUCCCGGCAGCUGGGUGAUACUGGUCGGCUCUUCGAAACAGAUAUCUGAUCAUACUGAAACUGUGGUGGACACGCCAUCAGAGCUUUGUGGACCACCUCUACUUGAUUCUCCACGGGAAUACCACGCUGACACUAGGCAGCGCUCUGCUAACACCGACCGAGGGAGCCGCACGUCGAGGCCUAGCGACGACACCGUGGUCGCGGACAACGACGUCGUCAUACAAUACUCCUUUGUAAGGAUCCGGCAAGCCCCUACUGAGACGAUCAAGCAUGGCCAAAGAAUGCCCGCCUACACCGAUAGUCGUGCCCAGAUAGUUGGCGGGCUCACGGACUUUAUCCAUGAAACCGCGCCGGAAACCAACCUCUCCACAUGGGAGAAGCGGAUCGGGGAGAUACAGAUGGGCCUUUGUGCCCAGCGGGGCUCCAUUAGAACAGGGAAACGUUACAUCGACAUUGGGACCAUGUCCGAGAGCAGGACUAGGGACCUGCUAAACCGUUUACUAUCGUAG